CUUACCUCCAGCUGAGCCUUGGUGCAUUGUGAGAUGGGAAGGUAGGUGUGACAUGUACUGUUUGGGUGAUCGUUUGCAGCAAAUGGACUUAAUGUCCAUUGAGUGAACCUGCGAUGUUGAGUUUUUUUAAAAAGGUGCUGUAGGUCAGAGGGCCUAUUGCUAUACCAUCAAACCCUUGGCACUCAUACUGCUGACCCACUGCUUCUCAUUCUGCUGUGUAUCCUGUCCCUCUAUGCUGACCCUGGUUGGGUAGUUAAGGGGACCACUUCACAGUGGUAUUGGUGUUUCCCUGGCCUUCUGCAUAUGUCUAGUAACCAUCCAAGGGAAGGGUGUGAUGCGAGUUCCUGUACUUAUCACCCCUCUCUUGCUUUUACCAGCACAAGAGACCAUGGCGGUCCUGAAGGAAUGGACCCAGAUGGUGUUAUUGAGAGCAACUGGAAUGACAUUACAGAUAAUUUUGAUGAUAUGAACUUGAAGGAAUCUUUGCUUAGAGGUAUCUACGCCUAUGGAUUUGAAAAGCCGUCUGCCAUUCAGCAGAGGGCGAUUAUUCCUUGCAUCAAAGGGUAUGAUGUUAUUGCUCAAGCCCAGUCUGGUACUGGGAAGACUGCCACAUUUGCAAUUUCUAUCUUACAGCAGUUGGCGAUUGAUGUAAAGGAGACUCAAGCACUUGUAUUGGCUCCUACCAGGGAGCUGGCUCAACAGAUCCAAAAGGUCAUCUUGGCUCUUGGCGACUAUAUGGGUGCAACUUGUCAUGCUUGUAUAGGUGGUACCAAUGUUCGCAAUGAAAUGCAGAAGCUUCAGGCAGAGGCUCCCCACAUAGUGGUUGGCACUCCUGGAAGAGUCUUUGACAUGCUCAACAGAAGAUACUUGUCUCCUAAAUGGAUAAAGAUGUUCGUCUUGGAUGAAGCUGAUGAAAUGUUGAGCCGUGGCUUUAAGGAUCAGAUAUACGAAAUCUUCCAAAAGCUAAGCACAAAUAUUCAGGUUGUGCUGCUCUCUGCUACUAUGCCAGCUGAUGUUCUGGAGGUGACCAAAAAGUUCAUGCGGGAUCCAGUGCGCAUCCUGGUAAAGAAAGAAGAGCUGACCCUUGAGGGCAUUAAACAGUUCUAUAUUAAUGUUGAAAGAGAGGAGUGGAAACUCGAUACGUUGUGUGACUUGUAUGAAACCUUGACUAUAACUCAAGCUGUGAUCUUCCUGAAUACACGGAGGAAGGUUGAUUGGUUAACAGAAAAAAUGCAUGCUAGAGACUUCACUGUUUCUGCAUUGCAUGGUGACAUGGACCAGAAGGAGCGGGAUGUCAUCAUGAGAGAGUUUCGGUCCGGUUCAAGUCGUGUGCUAAUUACAACGGACUUGCUGGCUCGUGGUAUUGAUGUGCAGCAAGUUUCUCUGGUUAUAAAUUAUGAUCUACCCACAAACAGAGAGAACUACAUUCAUAGAAUUGGCCGUGGUGGUCGGUUUGGUAGAAAAGGUGUUGCCAUUAACUUUGUUACUGAAGAAGAUAAAAGAAUUCUUCGGGAUAUUGAGACUUUCUACAAUACUACUGUUGAAGAAAUGCCAAUGAAUGUAGCUGAUCUAAUCUAGUCCUGGGAUGAGAUUAUGGUUGCAGUGCACUUUUUUUUUUUCUGCUGAGUGAGCAGAUCGCAAUUCACUGUGCUUCAUUUUGGGGAGUAUUGACUCGUUUCUAUAUGUUCGGAAAGGAUCAAAAAUUGUUUUGUAUUUUGAGGAGACUUCUUGAACUCGGAGAAAGCCAUUGGCUAAUUCAUUUGGACGAAUGUUGAAAAGACAUGGGAGCUGUAAACUUUUUCUUUGGACAUUUAUUUCAUAAUUCUCUAGAGAUAGUUGUAUUGGAUAUUCUGUAUCAUUUAAUUAUUUACUUAUGGACUAAAAGAUACAAGUGUUGUGUCAAAUCUGCCAAUUAUGUUAAGCUAGCAUAUUUGCCCUUAUUGUGCAAUGCACUUUACAGAUGGCCUUUCAAAUUUACAAGGACUGUAAAAGCACUUUUCUAGUGGAUGAAUGCAUUUUUGUUGUGCUAUAUUUGUAUUUAAUAAAGUAUUUAAUUACUGGUA
Molecule: messenger RNA, 2063 nt
Organism: Protopterus annectens (West African lungfish)
Lineage: Eukaryota; Metazoa; Chordata; Ceratodontiformes; Protopteridae
Gene: EIF4A2
Product: eukaryotic translation initiation factor 4A2
Exons: 11
Coding region: 304-1578 (424 amino acids)
Biological process (GO): cytoplasmic translational initiation
Cellular component (GO): cytoplasmic stress granule
Molecular function (GO): ATP binding; translation initiation factor activity; RNA helicase activity
Source: RefSeq, a predicted model, not a curated record